This is a messenger RNA of Petromyzon marinus (sea lamprey), 845 nucleotides long. Its product is annotated as claudin-4-like. The record is from RefSeq and is a predicted model, not a curated record. Lineage: Eukaryota; Metazoa; Chordata; Hyperoartia; Petromyzontiformes; Petromyzontidae. Gene Ontology annotation, cellular component: bicellular tight junction; membrane. Gene Ontology annotation, molecular function: structural molecule activity.
UGAGUGGGUGGGUCGUGACGCCUACAGAGCAACUCGAUAUAACAGGUGGACUCUGAUCCCGGCCUGUCACUGGAAGAGACACGCUGAGACACGCUGAGACACAGACAGAGACACACAGAGACACGCGGAGACACAGACAGAGACACAGACAGAGACACGCAGAGAGACAGGACAAAGCUGUCGAUUCAACUCUCAAACUAAGCUCACACAGCAAGAUGGUGAACGCCGGCCUCCAGAUGGUGGGGCUGGCCCUCAGCCUGCUGGGCACCGUCGGCGGCAUCGUGAGCUGCGCCCUGCCCAUGUGGAAGGUCUCCGCCCUGCUGGGCAGCAGCGUCAUCACCUCCAUUAUGACGUACGAGGGCCUCUGGAUGAACUGCGUGGUGCAAAGCACGGGCCAGAUGCAGUGCAAGCGCUACGACUCGAUGCUGGCGCUGGGGCAGGACCUGCAGGCGGCCCGGGCGCUCACCGUCAUCGCCGUCGUCCUCGCCGGCGUUGGCAUCCUGGUGGCGAUCGCGGGCGCCAAGUGCACCACGUGCGUGGAGGACGAGGCGACCAAGGCGCGGGUCUCCAUCGCGGCCGGCGCCGUCUUCGUCCUCGCCGGAGCCCUCGAGAUCGUGCCGGCGUCCUGGUCGGCCAACGCCAUCGUCCGCGAUUUCCACAACCCGCUGGUGCCCGAGGCGGGCAAGCGGGACAUGGGCGCGUCGCUGUACCUGGGGUGGGCGUCCAGCGCCCUCAUGCUGCUUGGGGGCGCCCUCCUCUGCUGCUCGUGCCCCCCCAAGAAGCCCAAAUACGCGCCGCCAAAGUCGUCCAUGGGCGGAGGCGGUCCCAGGAGCAACUUCGUGUGA